AUGACGUCCUUAAGUCUCAAGUUGAUGACGAAGAAGAAGGACUAUGGCGCAGAACCAGUAAAGAAAAAGCUAGUCAUCGCCGGGAUCCGCCACCAGUUACUGCUUCUCCUUCGGCGCCGUCACCGUCUAUUCCCGCUGGUCUCUGCCGUCUCAGGAUGUCUCCUCUUCUUCCUCCUCCUCUCGUUUUCCUUCCUGUCUCCUCCUCCCUUGAUCCAUCUUCCACCCCUACGCAGGAACAAUCAAGUGGCCGUGGAACCCAAUUCAGAUCCGGCGACGCCUUUUCUUGUACCUGAAAAUGGCGGAAGAUUGGACCAUCGUCAAUUAUGGAGCUCGAGAUUGUCCAAAUCGUAUUAUGGCUGCAGCAAUGCCACUGACACCUUCUCUUCUCGAGUUACGAGAAGGCCGCAAAGCGAUCGCUAUUUACUGAUAGUUACAAGCGGAGGGCUAAACCAGCAACGAACAGGGAUAAUAGAUGCAGUGGUGGCUGCAUACAUUCUAAACGCCACUCUUGUGGUGCCUAAACUUGACCAGAAUUCAUACUGGAAGGACGCCAGCAAUUUUGAAGAGAUAUUCGACGUUGAUCGGUUCAUAACGCAACUCUCAAAGGACGUGAACAUCAUCAAGGAGCUUCCAAAAGAAGAAGAGCCAAGACUGCUUCAGGGACUACAGUCCAUGCGUGUUCCCAGGAAGUGCACUCCCUCUUGCUACAUGGAGCGUGUUCUCCCCAUUCUUAACAAGAAACAUGUUGUACAACUGUCCAAGUUCGAUUACAGGCUGUCCAACGAGCUUGACCCAGAGCUCCAGAAGCUGAGGUGUAGAGUGAACUACCAUGCCUUGAGAUAUACAGAGUCUAUCAACAGGAUGGGCCAAUUGCUGGUGGACCGCAUGAGAAGCAAGGCCAAACACUUCGUGGCCCUCCAUCUCAGGUUCGAACCUGACAUGCUGGCUUUCUCCGGAUGCUACUACGGGGGAGGCCAGAAAGAGAGGCUCGAACUCGGAGCUAUGCGAAGAAGGUGGAAAACAUUACAUGCGGCAAACCCUGACAAGGUACGGCAGCACGGGAGAUGUCCCCUGACGCCAGAGGAGAUCGGUCUGAUGCUCAGAGGCUUAGGUUUCGGGAGAGAGGUUAACUUGUACGUUGCAUCAGGGGAUGUGUACGGAGGGGAGGAUACACUUGCACCGCUCAGAGCUCUGUUCCCAAAUCUCCAUACAAAAGAGACUCUCACCUCCAAGCAAGAAUUGGCUCCCUUUGCCAACUUCUCAUCGCGCAUGGCUGCUCUUGACUUCAUCGUCUCUGAUGAGAGCGACGCUUUUGUCACCAACAACAACGGCAACAUGGCUAGAAUCCUAGCUGGAAGAAGGAGAUACAUGGGACACAAAGUGACCAUCCGUCCAAACGCCAAGAAACUCUACAAACUCUUCACAAACAGACACAACAUGACGUGGGAUGAUUUCUCCUCCAGUGUCCGAAGCUACCAGAAGGGUUUCAUGGGGGAACCAGAUGAAGUCAAACCGGGGGACGGGGAGUUCCAUGAGAACCCAUCCUCUUGCAUUUGUCGAACCAAGCCCACACAAAAACAUGUAACCCCGCAGGAUGACUCAUCAGAGUACUCAGACAUUGGCAAUGUCCCCCCCCACAGUCACUAG
Molecule: messenger RNA, 1647 nt
Organism: Microthlaspi erraticum
Lineage: Eukaryota; Viridiplantae; Streptophyta; Magnoliopsida; Brassicales; Brassicaceae
Source: the annotation of a GenBank genome assembly